Messenger RNA from Musa acuminata AAA Group (dessert banana), 1350 nucleotides. RefSeq lists its product as uncharacterized. The record is from RefSeq and is a predicted model, not a curated record. The transcript is spliced from 2 exons. Lineage: Eukaryota; Viridiplantae; Streptophyta; Magnoliopsida; Zingiberales; Musaceae. The coding region runs from base 317 to 1243 and encodes 308 amino acids.
CAAUUUGGUGAUCCUGUAUUCAUCAGAGCAGCAGCCUUCCAAUCACUGCCUGUGAGCUGGUUUUUAGAGAAGAGAAUGAUGCUUUCGUUUCAAGGCUUGGUGCAGAAUGUUCAGAUUUUAAUGCAUAUUAUCUGACAGCAGUCCCAGGCUCUGAAAGGCUUGUGAGUCCUUCCAGGUUUGGCUGGUUUCUUUGGGUCACAUACACAACAGGGAAUGGUUACUUGUUUCUUCUUCCUCUCCAUCUGUCUUCCCUUUGGAUGUAUAGGUCAUUCCUCUCACCUUUCUUCCAAGUCUGUAGUAGAAAACCUGGAGGGAAAUGGCUUCUGUUCCCAAGCCUAUGCAUCACGGUAUGAGGCUCUUUGAGCUGUUGGAAGAGCAACAAGAGCCUUUUCUGCUGGAUGUGUACCUUUUGGAGCAUGGAUACUCGGAUAGAGCAGUGAAGACCGAUGCUGCUGCGUUCAUGUGCUGGCCUGCUGGUGCUUGUAGGAGGCUAAGAAGGCUUAGCACCCAUGGGUUCAAGAGGAAGAGAGCUGGGUUUCUCAGGUGUCUGCUUAACAAAGUUGUCUGCAGCAGAAAAGCUUGGAGAUGGGAUGCUGCAGCUACCGGCAAUGGAAGAUGGAGACUCUUUGGAUCGUUCUUUGAGAUGAAAGGCAAAGACGACGCAGCGGACUUCCGCCGGUUAUCGUGUUCCGGUGGCACCGACGGAGCUGAACCGGACAGGGAGGAACAGUGGAGAGCUUUCUGCUCCUCCAAUCAGCUUAGUCCUGUGUCAGUCCUGGAGCUGCAUUCUGACGAAGUUGGGGAUGAGGACCCAUCGAUCUCAAGCUUUAGUUCUUCGAAGGAGACAAAGGAAGCUCCAUGGAUGGGCUUCGAAGAGCAGCUCCACUCUAAUCGCCAUGACCCUCGACAGGCCAACUACUCAGAAUGCCACUUCUUUGAACCACACUAUUUUCUAGUAGACUGCCGCAAAGAGGCACAAGGAAAGCUUUCGACUUCUCGUGGAUGCUCAAGUCCGGAGAUCAUUCAGGAGGAGAUCUCGUCAUGGGAGGAUCAGAGAGGUGGUUCGGGCAACAUAUCCCGGUUGAUUGAUUUCGACUUCUCCAAGUCCAGGGAGGAGUGGAGCCAUUUCCAGCAUGAGAUAGGAGAGGUUGGGAUCGAGAUGGAACACAUCAUCUUUGACGAGAUCAGAGAAGAAACUGUACUUGAUGUUCUACAUUGUCACUGUGCACUGGCAAGGUGUUGAUUCUAAUGAAUAGCAUCUAAGAAUUUUACUUGCUUACAUUAAACCUCUAAGCAUGAUGCCACAGGCAGAGACAAAAAUCCUUGCUUGACUCCAGGUGUUGAUUCUAU